Messenger RNA from Limanda limanda (common dab), 1401 nucleotides. RefSeq names its product RNA polymerase III subunit GL b (gene polr3glb). Gene Ontology annotation, cellular component: RNA polymerase III complex. Gene Ontology annotation, biological process: transcription by RNA polymerase III. The record is from RefSeq and is a predicted model, not a curated record. The transcript is spliced from 8 exons. The coding region runs from base 220 to 855 and encodes 211 amino acids. NCBI's taxonomy places the organism in Eukaryota, Metazoa, Chordata, Actinopteri, Pleuronectiformes, Pleuronectidae.
AAGAAGAAGAAGAAGAAGAAGAUGUAAACAAAGAUGGUUUAAUGUCGCAUGAUGCUUCACUGAGCAGAACAUCUGUGUCUGACUGAUGAAGAGAAGACACGUUUAUCUGAAGUGUGGAACCAACAGGACUCACACACCACACGGGUCACAUGUGUUGUUGUGUGUGUGCGUCAGGACUCACAUCCUGCAGCAGCUGAUCGGGUCUGAGGAGCAGCUGUGAUGGCGGGUCGGGGGCGUGGUCGGAGGAUGAUGAGUUUCAGCGUGGACGCUGUCGGCAUCAACAGAGGAGACAGUUUACCUCCGACCAUCCAGCAGCCGACACCUGCAUUCCCGGCGAUGGAGAACAAGCCCCUCCCCCUGGCAGCUGGCGAGGAGGCGGAGUAUAUGUUGGCUCUCAAGCAGGAGUUCCGAGGAGCCAUGAGGACUUUGCCCUGCUUCAUCCAACCAGCCGCCCCUCACAGAGAUGUGGAGAGGUACUCUGAUAAAUAUCACAGCUCGGAGCCGGCAGACGCUCUGAUCACCUGGACUCCAGACUGGAGGAGGUUACCCAGAGAGCUCAGAGUCGCCAGGCUGCCUCGCAGAGACGGUGUGACGCUCAGUCGCUCGGCUCCAUCAGGUCAGAUCAGACAAGUCAAGGAGAAGGAGGAGAUUCUGCUCAAACUAGAGAGUCUGGAGCAGAAGGAGCAGCAGGGGAGCUCAGAGGAGGAGGAGGGAGAGGAGAAGAAGAAACAGGAAGAGGAGGAGGCCGAGGGAGAGGAGGAGUACGAUGAGGAGGAGUUUGGAGAGGUAGCCGAGGGACCUGGCUCAGAGACGUCUCUCUUUUGUGGGAGGAUCCUGAGGCGUCCCCAGGCAUGAUGGGAUAUGUAGUCUCCUGUGGAGUGAAGUUCUAAGCUCUCACCUGACGGAGAAAACUCAGACACAUCUCUUCUGACUACGCCUCGGUUAAGAAGAUGAUGUCUAAUAACCAUCGUCAACUCUGGUGUUUAUAUAGAAAUACAAAAAUAAAAUAAUAAGUUUUGUGACACUUUGUAGUUUGGCCUUUUUGAAGCGAAUGUACUUGCAUGAUUCUUGCUGUUCUGGGUUUGUUCCCUCAUGGUUGAUGGUUCUGGACAAAAGAGCAGCUGAAUGAAAUGGAAGGUCAUGUUCUUGCCUGGGACCUCAGGUGAAGGUGAGGCCCAGGAGAUUGAAAGCUUGGCUCCAUCUUUCUUCACUGCUGGUGUUCACCUGCGGGUUCAUAGAUCAACCUUCAGACCACAGCUUCCACCGGAGGUUCCCAGUUCACCCUCACUACUCGCCAUCAGCUGACAGCUCUGCUCCACCCGAGUGUCGAAAACAUACUCUGGCAGAUGUGAUGAUUCCUCCAUGAAGACCUUUUAUUUCUCACGUUCAAACGUUUUCUGU